CCCCAUCUGCCUGUCCAGGCUACCCCGGAGCUGGUGCCCACACAGGCAAGCCACCAGGCCACAACACCCACCUCACCUCCAGCUCCUUCUGGGGAAGACAGCUGAACCAUGUCUGUAAGCAGUGGACCAAUGGGAGCAUCCCUGACCCAGGAGAUCCUCAGCUCGCUGGGCCUUGCCAACAAGACAGCAGCUUGGGGGACCCUGGGCACCCUCAGGACUUUCUUGAGCUUCAGUGUGGACAAGGAUGUUCAGAAGCUGCUGAAGGCCAUUACAGGCCAAGGUGUGGACCACAGCACCAUUGUGGAUGUACUGACCAACCGGAGCAGAGAGCAAAGACAGCUCAUUUCUCGAGCCUUCCAAGAGCGUACCAAACAGGACCUCCUGAAGUCCUUGCAGGCAGCACUGUCUGGCAACCUGGAGAAAAUUGUGGUGGCUCUCUUACAGCCUGCAGCCCAGUCUGAUGCCCAGGAAUUGCAGACAGCCUUGAAGGCCUCAGGUUCUGCUGAAGAUGUAGCCUUGGAAAUUCUGGCCACUCGAGCAGCACCCCAACUGCAGGAGUGCCUGGCUGUAUAUAAACACGAUUUCCAGGUGGAGGCUGAGGAAGAUAUCAGAACUGAGACCAAUGGCAUCUUGCAGGACCUGCUUCUGGCCCUGAGCAAAGGGGGCCGUGAGAGCUACUCUGGAGUCAUUGACUACAACUUGGAAGAACAAGAUGUCCAGGCACUCCAGCAGACCAGAGGAUCCAGUACAGCAGGUCAAUGGGUCCUCAUCUUUACACAACGCAGCCCUGAACACCUCAUCCGAGUGUUUGAUCACUACCGGAGAUGCACUGGGCAAGAAUUAGAGGAUGCUGUCCGCAACUGUUUCCACGGAGAUGCUCAGCGGGCUCUGCUCAGCCUGGCUUCCAUAAUGAGAAACACAGCACUGUACUUCGCUGACAAACUCCACCAAGCCCUUCAGGAAACUGAGCCUGAUUUCCAGUACUGACCCGCGGUCCUUGUCUCCCGGAGCGAGAUCGAUCUUCUAAGCAUUCGGGCUGAGUUCAAGAAGAAAUUUGGGAAAGUCUCUGUAUUCUUC
Arvicola amphibius (Eurasian water vole) is the source of this 1077-nucleotide messenger RNA. It is a transcript of the gene Anxa9, whose product is annotated as annexin A9. The coding region runs from base 109 to 987 and encodes 292 amino acids. Gene Ontology annotation, cellular component: cytoplasm. The record is from RefSeq and is a predicted model, not a curated record. NCBI's taxonomy places the organism in Eukaryota, Metazoa, Chordata, Mammalia, Rodentia, Cricetidae. The transcript is spliced from 13 exons. Gene Ontology annotation, molecular function: calcium ion binding; calcium-dependent phospholipid binding.